Messenger RNA from Vicugna pacos (alpaca), 809 nucleotides. RefSeq names its product testis expressed 38 (gene TEX38). NCBI's taxonomy places the organism in Eukaryota, Metazoa, Chordata, Mammalia, Artiodactyla, Camelidae. The record is from RefSeq and is a predicted model, not a curated record.
ACAAGUCCCAAGCUAGAGCUAUCAGCCAGCUCGCUUUCUUCUUUCUUCUUUCUCCUUGCCUUCCUUAGUGUGGGUGUCACUGUACUUUGGAUUCCUGGGGCUGUGUUCUUUGGUAGCCGGCAGCUGCAUUCUCUUCCUGCACUGGAGGAAGAACCUGCGGCGGGAAGAGCGUGCCCAGGAGUGGGUGGAGGUGAUGAGAGCUGCUACGUUCACCUACAGCCCGCUGCUGUACUGGAUUAACAAGCGACGGCACUAUGGCAUGGACACAGCCAUCAACACGGGCCCUCCCCCUGCUGCCACCAAGACUGAGACGGACGCUCAGAAUCCAGACCAUCUGUGGGAGUUGGACACCCCUGAGAACAGGGACCAUGCUGCCCAAGACAGUAGCCCCAAGGUGGAGGCCCCCAUCCCCUCACUACCUGAAGUGCAGCUGGUCCCACAGCAGCCCCUAACUUCCCCAAUGCCACGGCCCCAGGCCAGCUCCCCACUCCCAAUUCCCACCUUUCAGGAGGUGCCCUUUGUCCUCUCCCUGUGUAACCUACCCCCGAUGCUCAACCACUCGGUCUCCUACCCUUUGGCCACCUGUCCUGAAAGGAACAUCCACUUCCAGUCUCUCCCCACGCUGGCCCAGGGGGACCACUGCUUAAAUGCCAGGUCGUUUACUUCAGAAUUGUAGCCUCCUCUCACUGAGGAUGGGAGCUGGAGGUAUCGGGGGGCAGAGCAGGAAACAGAGCUGACCUCAGAAAGGUGGUAUUGACAAAGAGGCCAGGGCCCAUCUGGAUGUCACAUAAUAAAAGAUUAAAAAAGUC